Molecule: messenger RNA, 1770 nt
Organism: Molossus molossus (Pallas's mastiff bat)
Lineage: Eukaryota; Metazoa; Chordata; Mammalia; Chiroptera; Molossidae
Product: tetratricopeptide repeat protein 39B-like
Exons: 1
Coding region: 1-1770 (589 amino acids)
Biological process (GO): cholesterol homeostasis; regulation of cholesterol metabolic process; regulation of cholesterol efflux
Molecular function (GO): protein binding
Source: RefSeq, a predicted model, not a curated record
AUGUCACUUAUUCUAAGUAAAAGAGAACAUGAUAAAAAAGAUGUUGUUACAUCAUUUACUCCCUGGACGGAAGAAAAUGAUAAGGAGGACAAGUUUGAAGAUGCCCAUGAGAUUAUCCCUGCAGCAGCAACAAUGACUCUAAUAUCUUCCCUGGAAGAAUGCACAACUGGAUUGUAUUUAUUUCUAAAUAACAGGUUCUCAGAUGCCAUAAAUCUCAUUUAUCCGUGGUCGAAAAACAGCAUAUACCAUGCUCUAGUUUAUGGUAUCCUUAUGGUUGUCAAAGCCAUCUUGACUUUUGAUCCACAGGAUAUAGAGAUUGGAAUGACUGCUGUAAAGGAAGCUUUGAAAACUUGUAACAAUUUCCGAAGAAAAGGCAGGAUGACAAGUUUUUCUCGUCUAGUGAGUAAACAGGGAAUCAAGGCUGUCAAAGAAGAGGAAUUGCAUGCUGAAGUCUGCUAUGCUGAGUGUUUGAUCUUAAAAUCAGCUGUAACACUUAUACAGGACGACAGUAUACUUGGUUUUCUUAAAAGUGGGAUCAACAUUGGGUUAAGUUACCAAAUAUACAAAGACUGUCAACAAAUAUUAACACAGAUACCUACCAACCAAAGCAAAACCUCCAGACACCUGGUUGGAGGAAUAAAAUUUGGACUUGGAACAUUCAAUUUGAUGUUAUCACUUAUGCCACUAAAGACACUUAAAUUACUCAAUGUUGUUGGAUAUUACGGUGAUAAAGAGGUAGGCUUGACUUUGCUUCGUGAGAGUGCAUCUGAAUCCCAUAUUAAUAAUGUCCUAAGUAUUUUGACACUACUCUUCUAUUACAAUUAUAUCUGUGUAGCUUUUGGUGUUGAAAUGGGACAUAAUUCUUCUAUAGAGAACCUCUUCCUAAUGUAUCUCCAGAAAUUUCCAAAGUGUAUCAUACUUAAAUUUUUUCAUGCACGUUUUAGUAUGUUGAAAGGAAGAUUUGAAAAUGCACAAUCAACAUUAGAGGAGUGCAUUGUUAUUCAGAAUGAAUGGAAGCAGCUUAAUCACCUCUGUUACUGGGAACUCAUGGGGUGCCACAUUUUCCAGCAGAAUUGGAAGCAGGCUUACCGCUACGCUGAUCAGCUGUUUCAAGACAGCAAGUGGUCCAGGGCAAUGUAUUCAUACAGUAAAGCUAUGCUACUGGCUUUGCUUCCUUCUGGCUUUGCUAAAUCAGUAAAUGAGGACAUGAACUCUCUCUUCUUAAAUGUGGAUAGCCUGAGAAUCAGAUUUUUAGGAGCUUCUGUGCCAAUAGAAAAGUUUGUUGCUGAGAAGGGUCAGCGCUAUGGUUCUACUACAGGCUGGUUUACAGCACAACCCAUUCUGGAAUUCAUUUAUGCCUGGAGUGGUUUUCGAGUCAUGAGCAAAAGACUACACCUUAUUUCAUGCUGGCUAUCAAUAAUUGACAAAGGACACGAUCUUUUACGAGAAAAUCCAAGUAAAGAGUAUGGCACAGAUGACAUAAGUUUGCUAAAUUUACUGAAAGGUCUAUGUCUGAAACACUUAGGCAAAUAUUCGAUGGCUGAGCAGUACUUUAAUCAUGUUAUUCAAAAGCAGAAAUUGUUAAAAUAUGACCAUUAUUUGGUGCCGUAUGCUUACUAUGAACUGGGAAUUCUAUACUAUCUGAAAGGAGAUUAUGACAGUGCAAUAAAAAACCUAGAAAACAUAAAAAACUACAAAGACUAUUCCAUGGAAGCCCGGUUACAGUUUAGGGCUCAUGUAGCUCUUGAACAAAUAGCUAAAGAAAAGUGA